Molecule: messenger RNA, 2111 nt
Organism: Pseudoliparis swirei
Lineage: Eukaryota; Metazoa; Chordata; Actinopteri; Perciformes; Liparidae
Gene: glceb
Product: glucuronic acid epimerase b
Exons: 6
Coding region: 270-2057 (595 amino acids)
Biological process (GO): heparan sulfate proteoglycan biosynthetic process
Cellular component (GO): Golgi apparatus
Molecular function (GO): heparosan-N-sulfate-glucuronate 5-epimerase activity
Source: RefSeq, a predicted model, not a curated record
CAAGUCUCUUCGGUUGAACCUUGACUCAGCCUGAGGUAAAAUAGGACUCUUUCAAACUAACUAACCGACCGGAAGCAACAACUUCUGGUGGCUCCUAAACAAACACCGGCUUUUUUUUAAGGACACCUUUAAUCCCGCAGGUGCUGAGGAAACCGCGAGCAGAGAAAACCUGCAGAGCAAAGCUGUGGGCAGACUUGGUGGUCAAUAUUGACAGGAUGUCCAGCCAGUUGGCCAUUUAUUUGUGAAUGGAUUAGAGGCGAGUCGUGACCAUGCGCUGCCUGGCUGCUCGGGUGAACUACAAGACCCUCAUCGUCAUCUGCGCCCUCUUCACACUCAUCACGGUGUUGCUGUGGAACCGCUGCUCCAGUGACACCGCCCUGCGCUUCCUGUCCCGCGCCGCCUUGGUGGCGCCCAGUGCCAGGGUGGGGGACGCCAGCAUCAGCAGCCAGCAGCACCCGCCGCAACCUCCAGAGCCCCCGCCCGUCGUCGGGCUGGUCGCGGGGAUCAAGUAUGAAGAUAUCGACUGCCUGAUCAACGAUGAGUCUACAAUCAAAGGCCGCAGAGACGGCGGAGAGAUAUACCUGCCCUUCAGCUGGAUCGAGAAGUACUUCGAGGUGUACGGCAAGGUGGCGCAGUACGACGGCUACGACCGGUUCGAGUUCCAGCACAGCUACUCCAAGGUUUACGCGCAGCGCGAGCCGUACCACCCCGAUGGAGUCUUCAUGUCGUUCGAGGGCUACAACGUGGAGGUCCGCGACCGAGUCAAGUGCAUAAGUGGAGUGGAAGGCGUGCCUCUGUCCACGCAGUGGGGCCCUCAGGGCUACUUCUACGCCAUCCAGAUCGCUCAGUACGGCCUGAGCCACUACAGCAAGAACCUGACGGAGCGCCCCCCCCACGUGGAGGUCUACGACACGGCGGAGGACCGAGACAGCUGGGCCAGCGCGGCGCCCUGGAGCGUGCCAAAGGGCUGCGGCCUGAGCCGCGUCCACGACAAGACCCGGGCGACCUCCGUGCGCCAGUUCAGUGCCCCAGAGUCCUCAGAGGGCGUGUCCCUCCCGCUGGGUAACUCCAAAGACUUCAUCCUCAGUUUAGACGUCAAGUUCGUCUCCAACGGCAGCGUGUCCGUGAUCCUCGAGACCACGGAGAAGGGCUCGCCGUUCACCAUCCACUACGUGACCAACACGCAACUCAUCGCCUUCAAUGACCACGAGAUAACGUACGGCGUCGGGCCCCGGACCGCCUGGAGCACGCUGACCCGAGACCUGGUCACCGACCUCAGGAAGGGCGUCGGCCUGUCCAACACCAAGGCUGUGAAGGCCACUAAGAUCAUGCCCAGGCGGGUGGUGCGAUUAGUCCUGCGCGGGCGAGGCUCCGUAGACAACGUCACCAUCUCCACCACGGCCCACAUGGCCGCCUUCUUCGCCGCCAGCGACUGGCUGGUGCGCAACCAGGACGAGCGGGGCGGCUGGCCCAUCAUGGUCACCCGCAAGCUGGGCGAAGGCUUCCGGCCUCUGGAGCCCGGCUGGUACUCGGCCAUGGCUCAGGGCCAGGCCAUGUCCACCCUGGUGAGGGCCUACAUCCUCACCAAGGACCAGGCGUACCUCGGCGCCGCCCUGAAGGCGGUCGGACCCUACAAGGUGCCGUCGGCGCAGCACGGCGUCAAAGCCGUGUUCAUGAACAAAUACGACUGGUACGAGGAGUACCCCACCACGCCCAGCUCCUUUGUGCUCAACGGCUUCAUCUACUCCCUGCUGGGUCUCCACGACUUGACUGAGACCGCCGGGGAGAAGCUGGGCAGGGAGGCGGGGCAGCUGUUCGAGCGCGGCAUGGAGUCGCUGAAGGCCAUGCUGCCGCUCUACGACACGGGGUCCGGGAGCAUCUACGACCUCCGGCACUUCAUGUUGGCCACCGCGCCCAACCUGGCGCGCUGGGACUAUCACACCACGCACAUUAACCAGCUGCAGCUGCUGGCGUCCAUUGACGACGCGCCCGUCUUUAAGGAAGUGGUCAAGCGCUGGAAAAACUACCUAAAAGGGAUCCGAGCCAAGCACAACUAAAACGUGUGUGUGUGUGUGUGUGUGUGUGUGUGUGUGUGUGUGUGUGUGUGUGUG